This is a messenger RNA of Canariomyces notabilis, 4002 nucleotides long. RefSeq lists its product as uncharacterized. The transcript has 4 exons. NCBI's taxonomy places the organism in Eukaryota, Fungi, Ascomycota, Sordariomycetes, Sordariales, Chaetomiaceae. The record is from RefSeq and is a predicted model, not a curated record. Bases 1 to 4002 code for a protein of 1333 amino acids.
AUGUCAUUAAAUGGCUUGGACGAUCCCAGAGUUAAGGAGGCUUAUGAGGCAGCUGCCGCAGAGCCAGGAGGAUGGUUCCUGCUGAAGUAUGCCAGCCGCGAUGAGGUUGAGCUGCUCGGCCGUGGUAACGGUGGCAUUGUCGAGAUACGUAAUAACAUCGCGCAGUACGAGGAGAAGUCGCCGCUGUAUGGGUUCUUGAGGUACCGACGCCGCAAUGUCAUUAUCAAAUACUUGCCGGAGGAUUGUUCCAGACUCAUCCAAGCACGAGUGGCUGUCCAUUUCACCGCUGUAUGCGACCGCUUCUCGCCGCAUGAUACUACCUUCUCCAUUGCGGAAUCCAAGGAGCUCAAGGACACAAAGCUUUCGGCUGCCUGCUCCUUGCACACGGCGUCCGGCUCGACAUCUUCUUCAACGAGCUCAUUGCGUCGGAGACGGUUGAUGGAAAUUGCCGAGGAAGAGGAGGAGGAAGCACGGGAAAGGAAGCGUCAGUCACUAGUCAAAGAGGAGGAGCGGCACGGCCCGAGUGCGCCGCUGACCUCUGAGCCGCCCGGACCCGCAAAACUGAACGCAGAUCUCGCCAAUUUGCCCGAGGCCGCGCGGUUCACGAGUCAAUUAGAGCCGCCGGUUUUCACAGGCGUUCCCAGACCCUCUUCACCAGCAAAGUCCUUUGAUGAGGCUGCCCGUCGCAUGUUGUCACAGUCAUCGCGGCACGAACUGUAUCCAACUUCUUCUUACCCAUACUCUAAGCCACGAGUGAAGCUUGGCCCGAGGCCUUCGGUGGAGAUAAGUGGCCGGCCCCGGUCAGCUGCCGGAGGAGCGGCAAACAGGCCCGUGUCGACAGUUCCCGCCGGGCUAAAAUCAUUGUCCAAGGGUUCCAGAAAGGGCCGCACUCACGAACACGACGAAGAAGCACCAGAAUCCGAACUCAAAGAAGAGCCAAAAGAUCCCUUCCAGCAGUCAGUUGCCGGAUUUAACAUGGAUCCAUCUGACGGCGAACCGGCGCGACCGCACACGAGCAGUGGAGCUCAUGCCGCAAUUGCCACGCCGUCUCCGCUCAAGAUCAACAUGCCUGCCAUUGCUUUACCGCCCAACAAGCAGAGCACAAUGACUCCCGAAAAGGCCCGUCUAUUGAAAGCGAUGAAGUUGAGGGAACAGAAGAAAGUCUCGAACUUGCAGUCAACACUGGACCUCCCUGCUCCUGACAUGCCAUCCGCCCCAGGCGUUCCGGAUGAGAGCGACAAUACAAACCCCGAAACACGGGCAAUUUCGCCGCUAGCCGAGGAUACGCUCCCAGAAGCGAACAGCCAGCAAAAUGACGGCCCUUCUGACUUGAAAGCGGACCCUGAACCUGAUUUCGAUGCCGAGCCGGAUCGUACCUCAGUUGAUACCCACACGGAUUCGCACCCUGCGUCUCCUUUGGCCGCUUCGGACAUUGGCGAUUCUACACAGGCCUCCUCGUUAUCCGAGUCGACCGAUGAAACACUCCUCGCCAAGGAUCAAGGCCCGAGUCAAGAGGCGGAAGCCGACACACAAAUUGCAGCCAUCGCAGACAACGAAAUUCUGCCAUUAGAGAAAGGCGCUGAUGCUGCUGAGGUUGGGUUGACCAAUGGUGACUCGGAGAAUGAUAAAGCCGCAAUGGAUGGACGUGGGCGAGUAGAUGACGAGGGUCCCGCGGUGGUCAAGGAAGAUAUUGAGCAGGAAAAUGGAACUUCAAACCCAACACCCGACGGCGAGGCUGACAGAUCCUCGGCAAUCUCAGAGAAAGUUGAAAAAGAUACAAGCAAUGAUACACUAUCUGGAGCGGUUGAUGCGCAAGAGACAAAGGUUUCGCAUUCAAACGAGGAGCAAACGCCAUCAUCACCCCAGAUUCGAAUUCCUCUCUCAAAAUUCUCCACACAGGAGGCGAAAUCUCCGACAGCGGCUGCAAACCAAGCCAUUUCGCCUUCUGCAGCCCGUUCUCCAGACAUGGACAGAUGGUCUAUCCAGGACGCAGCCCCACCUGUGCCCGACAAGGAUGACGCCCCCAAGACGGGCAAUGAUGCAGAAGGCGCUGCUGCAGAAGCUAAGCCGUCACGGCGAAAUUUUCCUGGCCCUAUUCGAACAGACCUUGAUGCGCUUGAGAAGGACAAACGGCGCUCGGUGAUCAGCAUCACAGAGAACGACGGUCUUAUGGAUGAGCUGCAGUCGGCAACCGUGCAACAAGCAACACCAAUCGCUGUGUCAAAGUCUUCCAUGAACCCUUUCUUCUCUGCUGAUGCCGGUUACAAGAAAACUCCCGGAGGAGUGGAGAGACCGGGCUUCUCAAGAGCCGUCUCGAAUCCUGGCCGCAGCUCUCUUCUGCCCGCAGGAGAAGCCCCUGCAGGCACGGGCAGGUCAGUCUCGACCGGUACUGCGUACCUAAACAAAAUUUCUCAGCAGACAACACCGUCAGAUCUGAGACCCAAGAGCGCCAAGUUGGGAUCGAGCAUCUCGCAGCGCAUCAAGGCAUUGGAAAUGCUUUCUGGAAGCGCCAGCCCUAGCGAUACGGCGCCGAAAGAACGACCUGCUACGACUUUCUUUGCCGUUCGCAAAGCCAACACGAGGGAGCAGUCCAAAUCACCCUCCGUGGUCGACAGAGCCAACUCGCUAACCAGAGGUCCAACGCCUACUCCCCCGGAGUCAAUGGAGUCGUCCCCUGAAACUACCAGAGCAGCAAGACGUGACAGGUCCGGAUCACUGGUGAACCGUCUGUCCAUGUUUGAAGGGGGAAAUCCACCCAGAGGCAGGCCUGAAUCUAUUCAAGUGAAGGCACGCAUCAUCCGUGAUCCGAACCAGCCAUUUCCAAAGGUCCCGGAACCAAGAGCGGACGCGGCAGACUACGGUCCCUUGGAGCUCAAGCAGUCGCCUUUGAUAGUGGAUAUCCAGAGCCGCGCUGUCUCGCAGAGCCCGGCCCGGCCCCUUAGUAGUGUUUCGACUCGUCAAGCCGGACAGGAGUUGGCCUCGCAAGCCAAGCAGUCCCUGCUCGAGAGGCGGCUAUCGAGGGAUAGUCGGUCCCAAUCCCAGGACCCGGAUAAAGAAGGCACGGACGAGGAGGCGAAGCAACAGUCUACGGGCCCUCGCCCCCGACGGCGGUCAUCUCUCUCUGUGGUCAAGGACUUCAUCAAGGAUCGCGGCGGUUCCCUCAUUGGUGUGAAGUCGCCAUCGACGGAUAAUCUUGGCCGAUCCCCGUCGCCUGCGCCAACGAGCCUAGUGUCUCCUGCGAUGCCUACAUCUUCGCAGUCGCCGUCUCGUCCCCCUUCGGUUCAUCAGACUGUGUCCCUGGCCCGUCGCCUGAGUAUCAGCAGCCGGCGUUCAUCGAUAGAGCAGGCUACGCCGGCAUUUUCCGUCAAUAGCGCUGCAAUUCUAUCCCCUGCCCGCACUCCAGAUGCUGGCGGUGAGUCCGAAACGGACGUCAAGGGCGGUGGCAAAAAGUCAGGCCCUCCCAGCCCUAAUCAGAGCAAGGGUAGCCGCGCUUCUAGGUUCAUGCGGCGUCUCUCCAACACGCUCGUCACCAGCAAGAAGAACUCAGCUCCGUCAAGCCCGCCUACCGUGGCCGAGGAGGACGCUGCCGAGGUCGAGGCUGCGUCCAGGAGCAGCACCGCCCAGUCGCAGCCUAGUAUCGUCGCAUUCAUGGGUGAUGUCAAUGUACAGUUUCCGGACAACCUCUUGUGGAAACGUCGGAGCAUUUGCCUUGACAGCCAGGGAUUCCUGAUUCUCAGCGCCGUCCAGGGCACGCCCAUGAUGCCGGCCGUUGCCCCGGGCAAGGACAGACAGCAAACGGGUCUAGUCAAGCGUUACCACAUGAGCGACUUCAAGGCCCCCUAUGCCCCCGACGUGGAGCUGCAGGAGCUCCCCAAUAGCGUGGUGCUCAACCUUGUGGAUGGGAGCGGACUGCAGAUUGCUUGCGAAGAUAGGGCCGGGCAGAUGAGUAUUCUGCGCAUCCUUGAAGAGGCCCAUCAUAACCACACCAGCUUCGGGCAAUGA